Messenger RNA from Oreochromis aureus, 1248 nucleotides. Its product is annotated as CMP-N-acetylneuraminate-beta-galactosamide-alpha-2,3-sialyltransferase 1-like. Gene Ontology annotation, molecular function: beta-galactoside (CMP) alpha-2,3-sialyltransferase activity. The coding region runs from base 145 to 891 and encodes 248 amino acids. The record is from RefSeq and is a predicted model, not a curated record. The transcript has 7 exons. Lineage: Eukaryota; Metazoa; Chordata; Actinopteri; Cichliformes; Cichlidae.
UCACAUCUACUGUCCCCAGUUUCUUUUAUUGAAACAGGAUUUUCCUUCUGUCGUCAAGAGUCAAGACUUUGUGCCUGUCUCAAAUGUCUAACAGACAGUGAUCCUUGGUUUAAUUACAUUAUCAGUGAAGCUCCUAAACCCUUUAUGUCACGGAAACAUAAAACUUCAGAGGAAGACUUCAACUGGUGGAAGGUCUUACAGGGGAAAAAAGAAAACUUCACUUUCUACAAUAAAACACUACAAAGUGUGUUUGAGACGAUAACACUAAUUGCAGAUAUUGAAGAACCUCGACCUGAUCGCUGCAGGAGCUGCGCUGUGGUGGGGAAUUCUGGAAAUUUGAGAGGAUCACAUUAUGGACCAUUGAUAGAUGCCCAUGAUAUUGUAAUAAGAAUCAAUCGAGGGCGUACCAAAGGCUAUGAAACAGAUGCUGGAACCAAAACAACUCAUCAUGUCAUGUAUCCAGAAAGUGCUACUAGAUUGGACAAUACCACUAAUCUUUUGUUUUUUCCCUUCAAAACACCUGACUUUUUGUGGCUUCUCAAGGCCUUAAAUCCCAGGGAAAAUGGCGCCCCAAAAUCUAACAAGAUAGCUAACAAGGAUUUGGUGAGGAUCCUUCAUCCAGCUUUCAUGAAAUAUGUUCAUGAAGUCUGGCUAAGAAGGAAGGGAGCUUAUCCAUCCACUGGCUUUCUUACUGUCGUUCUCAGCUUACUGAUGUGUGAUGAGGUCAAUGUCUUUGGGUUCGGAGCAGACAGCGAGGGAAACUGGAGCCAUUACUUUGAAAUCCUCCGGAACAAAAAAUUAAAAACAGGAGGCCAUCCUGGAGAAGAAGAAUAUAAAAUGAUUGAUAAAUUACACAAGAGGAAGAAAAUUUUUUUUUUUAAAGGAUGGUAAUUUUUUCUGUUUGCAUUUCCCUCUUCAUCAGUUGCAAAUCAGUUUUAAAUAAGAAUAUAUAAAAUGCAUUAUUUUCUCCCAAGUCAUGGCUGUCAGUUAUUUUAACUGACCACAUCAAAAACUAUUUACAUAUUUUCCAAAAAUAUAGGGUUAGGGUUUGCAUUCAGAGCAAGGGUUGUCAACGAUCAAGUCUUAGGCUACGUUCACGCUGCAGGUCUUAAUGCUCAAUUCCGAUUUUUUGAUCAACACUUCAACACUGAUGUGCUUCGGGGUUUGUACGUGCUAUGGAGUCUUAACGUGUUUUGGAGUUUUUACAUGUUUUGAAGUUUGUACGUGCUUUGUUUUUAGGGGCCACCG